AUGGCUUCGGGUUCUGCUACAAGUGCAGGUUCAUCAUCUGCAAUAUCGUUCCGGACUAUGAACUUGGCAAACAUUCCUGUUCUCAUAGGGGGAAGCAACUACAAGAAAUGGAGACGUGAGAUUGGGCUCUUAUUGACACUCAAUGACUUUGACAUAGCCCUUGAAACUCCCAAGCCGAUUCUGACUGAUCAAAGUACAAGGGCUGAGAAAGCUGAUGCAGAGAGAUGGGUCAGAGCAAACAAAGUGGCACUUUCUAUACUUGAAAGUGCCAUGACUGAUACUGUUCGCGGUGGAAUCAAGAAGCAUGAACUAGCUAUUGAUUAUUUACAAGCAAUUGAAAGAAAGUUCAAAGAAUCUCAGAAGGCAGAAAUCAGUCACUAUAUGGCAAUGCUGACCACAUACAAGAUUGAGGGCAUAGGGUCAAUCAGAGACCAUAUCUUGAAAAUGACUGAUGCAGCUGAGAAAUUAAAUUCUUUAGAUGUUAAUAUUGGUGAAAAACAGUUAGUUUUUAUGAUCCUUCAAGCUCUUCCAAACAAAUAUAGUCAGUUAAAGGUGUCUUACAACACUCAAGACAAGAACUGGGAUGUUGAUGAGCUAAUAGCACAGUGCGUUCAAGAAGAGGCUAGACAGAAGCAAGAAAGAGGGAAAGAAACUGAAACGGUGCAUUUUGUGCAACCAGACAAGGGGAAGAAAUAA
Malus domestica (apple) is the source of this 696-nucleotide messenger RNA. RefSeq lists its product as uncharacterized. NCBI's taxonomy places the organism in Eukaryota, Viridiplantae, Streptophyta, Magnoliopsida, Rosales, Rosaceae. The record is from RefSeq and is a predicted model, not a curated record.